GCGCAGGGACCGCCGCAGCCUGUAGUGAUGAUGUUGUGGAUAUGCAUGCCGAUGAGACCUCUCCCAGAGUUAUCUAAAACAUAAAAUCAUCUGUCGAGGGGUCACCACGCAUGGAGUUAAGCUCAGAGCGAGUGGUGGCAACACUUGAAAUGUCGCAGGUAAAAAGCCAAGACCACGGGGCUUUUAACAGUGAUGUGGACUAUGAGAGCUUGCCACCUCAUGUCCCUGUGACGAUACACAUGACAGCGGGAGCUGUGGCUGGUAUUCUGGAGCACACCGUGAUGUACCCCGUGGACUCUGUCAAGACACGGAUGCAGAGCCUGCAGCCAGAUCCAAAUGCACAGUACAGAAGUGUGUAUGAAGCACUGAAACGCAUUAUCAAGACUGAGGGCAUCUUCAGACCGUUUCGGGGCCUCAACAUCACCAUGUUGGGAGCUGGACCAGCACAUGCUCUGUACUUUGCGUGCUAUGAACGAGUCAAACGCCCGCUAAGUGAUGUCAUUCAGAAUGGGCGCAACAGUCAUUUAGCAAACGGUGUUGCAGGUAGUGUGGCCACAGUUCUCCAUGAUGCUAUAAUGAAUCCAGCUGAAGUGGUGAAGCAGAGGAUGCAGAUGUACAAUUCUCCUUACCGGGGUCUUUGGGACUGUGUCCAAACCAUCACCCGUACAGAAGGGAUUGGGGCCUUCUACCGCAGCUAUAGCACUCAGCUGACCAUGAACAUUCCCUUUCAGGCAGUCCACUUCAUCACAUAUGAGCUAAUGCAGGAGCAGCUGAACCCUGACAGACUCUACCAUCCAGGCUCUCACAUAGUGUCCGGUGCAGCAGCAGGGGCUGUGUCCGCCGCUGUAACCACUCCUUUGGAUGUGUGUAAAACAUUGCUCAACACUCAGGAGAACGUGGCACUCAACUCCAUGAACAUUAGUGGGCACUUGUCAGGCAUGGCUAAUGCCUUUAGGACCGUGUACAGGCUUGGGGGCAUGGCAGGCUUCUUUAAAGGCGUCCAAGCAAGAGUUAUAUAUCAAAUGCCCUCGACAGCCAUCGCCUGGUCUGUGUAUGAGUUCUUUAAAUACUUCUUAACAAAGCAGCACCUGGAGGAGGACUAGGUCUCUUUCAGGAGGAAGUAUCUUUUUGAAACAAGGAAGGACCAUUCUCACUCUGUGGUAGAGGUGUGUUACAAUGGCCCUCUUUUGUUCACACUGAAAUUCUUUGUGUGGCACAACCAACUUUAUGCAACAUAGAAAAUGUCAAAAAGAUGAAAGCCAUUUUGUUCCUCUUUUUAGUAAAUGCAUGAUAUUGAUAACACACUUUCAAUGUUUGGUUAAAACUGGAGCAUAUUGACAAAUUUCUAUAGUUUAUUGGUGGAAAGUUUUAUUUAUUUUUAUAUUUUAAGAAUUCUGUUUGCUUGUAUGAUUCCAUUGUGUAUUUAUAAUGGACUAUGAGAACACAUUCCAAUGUGUUCUCAGAUGGACCAGUGGCAGUUUUUAAACUACUACAUAAACCACCGAGGUGGCUUUGCCUUUAUGUUGAGAAUCUGUUGUAACAAUAAUUGUCUGCACAGAUACUCAAGGACAGUGUCCCCCGAUUGACCCAAUGAGAGUACAGUGCUUUGUGGAGGCACCACACCAUCUGUUAUAAUGACCUUUCUGAUUUGUAUUACAUCCACUGAAGUAAGCUGUGACAGGGUUCACAUACUACAUUAAAUAUAUAAAAGUUUUUAAUGCUGUCCACCUUAGUUUCAUUUACAGCCACUUCCAGCAUUUUUAUCUCUCACUGAGUUGUGAGGACAUUCCUGUAUAUAUUAGUGUUAUUCAGAAAAAAGUACAUCUAUUUAUUUACAAGAAUAGAGUUUAUAGCAAUAGCAGAGAUUUUGCACCAAAUGGAUCAUGCUAAUAUUUUAUACAUUAUCAAGUUGCUCUUCUCAAGAACUUGUAAAUUUUAUGUCUAUUUUGAUCUAUUAGAAUAUAAAAACAUUUCAACAUCUCAGCACCUGAAUAGUUCAUAAUCAUUAAAUUUUCAGUAUGUUGGAAAAAUAUAUUUUACAUGCUUUGAUUAUAAAGCUACCGCCUUUUAACAAAAGCUUUUUAAUUAUUCCUUUUCUUAUGGGAAACAGUUUUUAUACCAUGUUUAUAUAUAAACCACUUGGUACUGAUAUUGCUUCUGACCUGUCAUUUUUAUCAAAACACAUAGACACUAGUCUAUGUGUAUGUGUGUACAAUGGUGUUUAUGUUGAUUGUAUUUGAUUAUGAAGUUAUCUGCUCAGCCAAAAGGAGAUGCUAUAGAUGUGAAUGUCUAUCAGCCUACCGCUAGAAGCGCACAAGGUUGAGGUCACUUUUGAAGUGCCAUUUUGUGUACAAUAAUGCAAUAUCUAUUGUAAAUAAAUUCUAUAGUUUGUGACACUGGACAUUAAUAAAAAUGAAAGUGCAUAUAA
Molecule: messenger RNA, 2428 nt
Organism: Boleophthalmus pectinirostris (great blue-spotted mudskipper)
Lineage: Eukaryota; Metazoa; Chordata; Actinopteri; Gobiiformes; Gobiidae
Gene: slc25a37
Product: solute carrier family 25 member 37
Exons: 4
Coding region: 111-1103 (330 amino acids)
Biological process (GO): iron import into the mitochondrion
Cellular component (GO): mitochondrial membrane
Molecular function (GO): ferrous iron transmembrane transporter activity
Source: RefSeq, a predicted model, not a curated record